UGCUACUGCCUAUUGUAAACCCUGGAGAAGAGAAUAUUUUAAUCUAAAGCUGCAUCUUGAUUGGUUUUCAAAAUGAGUCAGCACAAGAAACGCAAGAAAAAUAGCACCGGAUCUAUCACAAAAAUCCAACAGACCAGCUAUCAGCAUAGCCAGCAGGCUAUAUAAUUUCCAGCAUAGUAGCCAGUACAAUAGCCAGCACAGGAGUACGCAAAUAAUCCAGCAACCAAAAAAAGCACCGUGUAGCUUAACAUCCGAAGCGCAUGCGCGAGGAAGAGAGUGUGUGUGCAUGCUUAAUUCGUAUUGCAUGUAUGUAUACACGCGUGUGUGGUGCGUGUAUUCCUCAGGAAUGUAGGUGCAUCGCGGUGCGUCACGCGUUGUAGAAUUGAUACACACUUGAUUUUUCGAAAAAUGAAGAGAUCACCAUUGAAUAAUGCUGCACCCGGUGGUCGGCCGUACAAUGCGAGAAACACGCCGUAUAAUUGGAAGUCGCGCGAGAGCACGAAUAGAGGUUACCAAUCCGUAGAGGGUAACGCAGGUUAUUCGCGUUUCUCCGUGAGCAACGGGCCGCAGUCUUGCCGUAGUGACGAUUUCAUCCCUCUCGACGUUAGCACGUCAAUGACGCGACAUGAUAAAUGUAAUAUCGUUAAUCGGUACAGCCCUGCCGGUGUCCGCGGUAACGCCAGUCCAGGUAGCUCCGGCUGGUAUAACAAUUACAGCAAUAACUAUCACUCUUUGCAAAGAUCGAACUGCAAUAACCGGUACUCUGGCUACAAACAUUCCCUCAAACAAUUUCAUGGGCAGAGGAAAAAGGGUUAUAGAGGAAUGCAUCAGCAAAUAAAUGUAUUGGCAUAUGUAGAUAUGAAUUCUUUCUUGGAAGAUCCUUGGAAAGAUCUAGUCAAAAAAUUAGAUGAUUUAAGAGAUUCAAGCAAAAGUGAAAAGCCUGAGACUGAUUCUUUAUCUAAUUUGAAACUGACCGAUGGCGAUUUGAUAGAAAAAUCUGAAAGCAUACUUCUGAAGGAUGCAAACCUGAAUGAUUCGCAAUGUAGUCAAGGAUGUGAAAAUGAAUAUUCUGUAGAUUCAAGCUUUGCAACUCAGAGUAUUAAUCUUAGUCAGAUAUCGGAAACCAAUAGUUCAAUGAAAUCAGAGACUGACAAUUAUGUCUGUUCUAGCCAAGAUUUGUUGGAUAAAAGCGUGUACAGUGUCAAUGACACUUGUGAAGCCUUACAAGAAAAGAGUAACACUCAUUUGAAUAUAUCAUUAAGAAAUACUGAUCAAGAGACUGUAUAAUAAUAAUGAAGAAAAUUAAUCAUGUUAAAUGAAAUACGUUGCAGUAUGCAAGAAUACACAUGAGUACAUUGUAUAUAAAAUCUUAUAAUUUUGUAUAUAAAUAUUGUAUAGCAUUAUAGAAUUGAAUGUACAGACACCUUAAUACAGAUUCUUUUUUUGAGAGUCUAUUAACAAUUGUAUUGUAUGAUAUAAGGUUAUAUGAUAACAUAUUAACAUCUGCAGAUUUAUAUAUUUUCACAAUCGUUUAGCUGUGAAAAAUGUAUAGAAUUUAGUUAUAUGUGCAAUUUUGUAAUACAUAUUGAAUUUAAGUAUAUAAAACAUGAAAAAAAAGUAAACAUAUUAAGGAAAUGUCAAUUUCUUGUUAGUACAUAAUUCAUGAUUUAAUGAAAUUAUGAGUAUAUAUAAAAUCACAUUUUAGACCAUGUAUUUAAGGAAUUAUUUUUUAAGUUGUAAAUAUUCUAAAUGUAUUUAAAAUUUCAAUUUUGACAUUCAAGCAUAAUUAGGCAAUACAAUAUUAACAAUUCAAUACAUUUUUAAUACGUAUAA
Molecule: messenger RNA, 1833 nt
Organism: Pogonomyrmex barbatus (red harvester ant)
Lineage: Eukaryota; Metazoa; Arthropoda; Insecta; Hymenoptera; Formicidae
Source: RefSeq, a predicted model, not a curated record